Molecule: messenger RNA, 4330 nt
Organism: Klebsormidium nitens
Lineage: Eukaryota; Viridiplantae; Streptophyta; Klebsormidiophyceae; Klebsormidiales; Klebsormidiaceae
Source: the annotation of a GenBank genome assembly
GGCUGCUUGGUCCUUCAAUCAAUGGCGGCGCCUUUCAUAUGAAGCACAUGACAGCUUCAGUGAUAUCCAAGAGGAACCAGCUUCAGAAAAGCAGGGUGGUUGGCUGAAAGCUGGAGCUUGCUCGGAGCAAAGCCUGAGAUGUAGGCAACGAAGAGCAGCAUUGCGUUAACUACAGUUGGCAGCGCAGCUUGCAGGGGCGUUUGCAGCCCUGAUGGUUGUGUGGUGGCUUCAUGUGGGUUGCCUACAACGGAAAUAAUGUCAGUUUGAGGGGAACAGCUUCCAGUAGGUACCUUGUAAUUUUCAGCAGAUUAACAUGGCACUGAGUGGUUGUGCUUCUGUAGCACUUCAGGGGUUGGCGCCCCCUCCAAAUGUUGGCCGCUGCUUGCCUGGAGCUGCAACAGCAAGGGAAGAAGGUGUUUUCCACCCAGCGGGGCUGCGGAAGUGUCAAUUCUUGCUUGAGAAGGGUAAACCUAUCGGUCUCCAAAAUGGACGCGUGAAUGCGCCCCUGAGUCCGUUUGGUUCCAGUAUCUCAGGCCGGCCCCUCUUCACCUUGAGGGGGUCUGCACACCGGAGACCUUCGCCCAAAAUAUUGCUCCGCGCAUCGUCAGCCUCCGAUGCAAGCCCUCCAUUUUAUCUAGACUUUGGGCCGCCCUCCGAAACAUGGCAUGACAUCAGCAGCGAUGUCAGUAGAGAAGACGCAUCACCUCAGCAAGAGCAGCAAGCGUCAACUUCCGGCAGGACGGCUGAUGAUGUCAGCAGGGGGCGUGCGGGGAGGGGGUUUAGGUUGGCCCCGUUCUCAUUCAGGGGCUCUCCGAUGGCGGCAGUUGGGGUGCCUGACCUGGAUUCAAGGAGAUCAGAAGCAGAAACAAGAAAUGGGGGGGGAGGCUCGGCAGGAAAACCAGGCCCCCAUGCGGAAGGAUCCCGGCAGGGUGGAGAGAUGGUAGCUAGCGAGGGGGGCGGAGAGUUGGAAUAUGUGGACGAGUAUGAUAUCAGCGAAAGGGUGGAACUGGGGCCGCUAAAGGCAGAUCAGGACGACUUGGUUGCGGCGGAAGUAACGAGGGAGUUGCUCGGGGACGACGAGCUAUCAUUGGUGGAGCGAAAGGAGGGGGAGGAGGAGGAUAUGGGGCCAAGAAACAUCCUGCGGAGAGUCAGGAUAAAGCAGCCGGAGGGGGAGGGGAAGGAACUGGCUCGGCGGGAAGAGACGGCAGAGGAGCGGCCGUUGUCGGAGAGUGAGCAGUGGGUCUUGAAAACGGCGGCGGAGCACGUGAAGGGGCUUCAAGAGCGGCAGCGGUCGCAGCGCCUGUGGCAGCAGAACCGGCAGCGGUGGGACGAGAUCAUGGAGAACGUGCGGUUUGCGAUCGGGCGGCACCUCGGCUGGCUGCGGAUCUACUACAAUACGCAGUACAACCCGAAAAAGGGGGAGGACAUCUCAUAUUCGGAAUUCCGGGACCUGGUGGCCCAGCGAAAGGUACAGUACAUGGAGUACGAUGAUUUGGGGGAGCGGAUUGCGGUGAUCGUACCCCAUUUGCGGGCGGUCCACGGGUACAUGCAAGACACGCCCUACGAGGUAUCUUAUGAGCGGCACAAGGUGAAAGCCAUGCCUAAUCAGCAGUGGCACCAUCUCUGGAAGGCCCUUCACUCUCAGGUCCAAGUCAUCCACGUCAACAAGAACCCGAUGCGCUCUCCCGACGUCACCUUCCUCCUCAACGCCACGCUCCUGGGCCUCGCGGUGCUCGGCAUCGCGUUCGGCAUCCGGUUGGCCCGCCACUUGCAAGGUGGACUAGACCACUUUUACGAGUUCCUGACGUUGGAGCGCGAGGUGAUGAACGAGGGCGACAAGCGGGCGCUGCGGAAGAAGUACUGGCCGCAAGAGAAGUACGAGGCGUGGUGCCGGCGACGGGCGUUGCACCAGCAUGCUUUUUACAAAAAGAGGGACGAGCUCUGGGAGCGCUACUUCGCGAAGCAGGACGACUCGGCAGCGCAGAAGCGGUACUGGGAGCGGCAGUACGAAAAGUGGAGGAAGGACCCCCGGCGAGCAGGGCCCCUGGUGGCAGAGAUCCAGAAGCAGUGGGCGGAGGACAUCGAGAAGCUGCGGGCGCAGGCUGCGUCGAUUUUCACAGUGAUGACCGAGAAGGACAACGUGGAAAAUACCAUUGCAGAUGCGUUGGGGGGUGCAAAGGGCCGAGUCAUUCAGGCUUACAGCGACACGGGCGUCAAGUUUUCGGACGUCCAGGGGCUGACCGCGCUCAAGGAGGAGCUGAUGACGUUCGUCCGCAUCAUGCGCGACGACGAGGAGGGGGCGCGCUUCCGGGAAGCCAAGUUUGCGCUGCCCAAGGGUAUCCUGUUGCACGGGCCUCCUGGAACGGGCAAGACGAUGCUGGCCAAGGCGUUGGCUGGCGAGGCCGGCAUUCCAUUCAUUGCUACCAACGGGUCCGAGUUUGUAGAGAUGUUUGCCGGAGUUGCGGCCAGCCGGAUCGCCAACCUGUUUGCCAAGGCUCGGAAGUUCGCCCCCUGCAUCAUUUUCAUCGACGAGAUCGACGCGAUUGGGUCGCAACGAACAUCGAGAGGUGGAAGCGAACGGGAGGCCGCCCUGGUUCAGCUACUGGUAGAACUGGACGGUUUCCUGGUGCACAAGGAGCAGGUGAUGCUGAUCGGGGCGACCAACCGGUUGGACAUCCUGGACCCCGCGCUGCUGCGGGGGGGGCGCAUGGACAAGCACUACCGGGUGGGCCUGCCGGGACGGGCGGCGCGCUUCCAGAUCCUGCAGCACCACGCGAGAAAGAAGAAGUUCAAGAACGACGAGGAAAGGGAUGCCAUUCUGCGGAUGCUCUCGUCGCGGUGCGCCAACUACUCGGGGGCCAACCUGCGGAACAUUCUGGAGCAAGCGUCAAUGAUCUCGGUCAAGUAUGACCACGACUUCAUCACAUAUGAGGACGUCAGGGAAGCUUUUGGGAAGUCAUCGGAGCAGCCGCCGUUGGCAGUGUUUGAGGACAUAUCGGGCGACAAGAAGUUGCGGGUGGUGUACCGUGAGGCGUCUCAGUGCCUGGCAUAUGCGUACAUCCCCAGCUACCAAGCGCCCUUCCUUAAGACGGACAUCAAACUGCGCGGCCCGGAGGUGAACGUGAAGCUAGAUUUGGAGUACAGCUGGCGCAGGUUCAUGAUCGACGGCACGCGAGACGGCCGGUGGCAAAAGUCGGCGGCCGCGUUCGGGAAGCUCGCGCGGCUGCAGACGAAGCAGACGUACAUCGACUUGAUCACCCGGGGCUACAUAUCUGGGGUACAAAGCAGUGCGUUCAAGCAUCAAGACGAUGACCAACAACAAGUGAAGACUUGCCCUCAACACCGCGCCGCGGAGGAGCUGGUGUUUGGGCGCGACCAGAUCACGUACCCGGCGCAGGUGCACAUGACGGUGGCCAACCAGAUGGCGGACCGCAUGGUGCGCGAAACGGGCUGGACCGCGCUCGGCCCGCACACCUUCUUCACGCGGGAUGAAGUCCUCGAAAGCGUCCGCCCCAAGAUCCACGCGCUCGUCCGCGAGUACAUCCGGUACGCGUCCGAGAUGAGCCGCAUGAUCGUGCGCGAGUGCCGGCCCGCGCUUGAGGCGUUCGCCAAGCACCUGCUGGAGCACGAGGAGAUCGACGCGGCACAAGUGCAGGAAAUCUUCGAGCGGUGCCCACGUAUCCCUCAACCGGACGUCCUUCCAGUGAAUGAGUACGAGGCGCUCAUGCUGUGCAACCGGUGGGGCAUCCACGGUUUAUCCCUGCCUGGGCGGGCCACCUUCCAACCGGGGAACAGCGGUUAUGUCACCUUCGGCGCGCCACGGCCGCACCAGAUCAACAACCUGCCGCAGCAGGUACUGGACGGCUUCUCGGAGACGUUUUCGCUGAACCAGGUGAUGGAGUGGGAGGCCAACAAGUACUGGCGCAAGUUCGACGCGGACGACGAACUAGACAAGGAGCACCGGGCCAUGCCGGACCUCAUCACGGAAGUUGUCUAGUCAUAGCGAAGAGAAGUGACCGCCAAUCAUCAACCAUAGGAAUCUUCCUGCUCUGCUGAUGGGGGCAGCUUGAGCCGGCUUUGACGUCGGAAAGUUUGUAUCAUGAAACCUGUCAUCGGAUUUGCCACUGAGGUUUGACAAGAGGUGCCGAGUAACGGGGAGCAAUGCACCGGAGGGAUUCGAUAUGCAGAGCAUGUCGCUAUUGUUGAUAUCGAGAAGGUGCAUGUAAUCUGGCAAGUCACGUGGAAAGGUCUGGCAGCUGAGCGGCCUCUGGACACAAGUAUUCAAGUGCAUAAAUUUGCCGGGAUCGGGGCCUUCCGAAGCAACCCCAGC